Austrofundulus limnaeus is the source of this 6415-nucleotide messenger RNA. It is a transcript of the gene bean1, whose product is annotated as brain expressed, associated with NEDD4, 1. The record is from RefSeq and is a predicted model, not a curated record. The coding region runs from base 539 to 1294 and encodes 251 amino acids. The transcript has 5 exons. Lineage: Eukaryota; Metazoa; Chordata; Actinopteri; Cyprinodontiformes; Rivulidae.
GCCUGGUCCGGAUGAUGCGCUCCUCUUCCCGGGCAUGACACACUUUGGGCUGCAGAGCCGAGCCACGCAGCGUGGCGACACGAGCACCGGUGAGGCGGAAAGCUGAGAGGGGACGAUGGUGAUGAGGGAUGGCGGUGAAGGACUAACGAGGCUCUGCAGGACMCGGAAAAAGGUGGCGGCGAGCGGAUGACGGGGCACGGUGAAGCUGUGAGGAUGGGACCGGACCAGGAGGAUGCUCCGCGCGGAUCGUGCUGCUGUUGCUGCCGCUAAAAUCUUGGGCGUCAUCCGGAGUUGAACGAAGCGCUAUUCUGAGGAGGUGGGCCAAGUCCCGGGACGGAGGAAGGAAGGAGGGGGCGGGGGGGAGGACCACUGAGCGGUAUCAGGAGGCUGCUGGUUGGUGAUGAGAGGAGCAGAUCUGAGGAGUCCUGACACACAUUUCUGCAGUCACGUAAACGGCAGUGCUUUGUGGCCGAGAGCAGUUCACAUUGGCUUCCUGCCUGAUGAGAUGUGCCCAGAGGAAACACAGUGAAGGGGGUUCAUGUUGAUGAAAUUGAUCUGCUCAGUGAGCUCCAACCAGAGCCAUGGGGAGUACCCAGACUGUCGGGGUGAGAGGGAAUCAGUUGGGGAGGCAUCUCUCCUGGUGUCUCCGCUGGUGGUGGCCGGGAUCGUUAUAGGUCUCGUCCUUUUCCUCUCCUGCGUCACCAUCAUCAUCGGCAGCCUGCGCAAAGACAGCCGACUCCGAAACCCACACUUCCGUGCCAGCUAUGGACCAGAUGGUUUUUCCUACGGAGGUUCCGCAGGAGAACUGAGGUCUAGCUGCAUAGAAGACUUUCCUCCUGGUUUAGACUUUGACUCGUUUAGAGAAAAUCUGUCUCAAAUUAGCAACCUGUACCCUGACUCACCCCCACGAUAUGAUGAGUGUGUUGGACCAGGUUCCACUCAGAUCUACAUCCCCACAGAUGACCCGCCUCCUUAUUCUUUACUGGACCCCUGUCGGAGCCUGGCAGAGCCAGAGGAGCAGCCCGCCUACACGAGUCCAGAUGCCUCUCCGAGCUACGGAGAGACGUCAGCGAGCGCUGCCUGGUCUCCCCCCACCCACUAUCCCCUGGGACUGCAGGAGCAGCAACACGUUGCGUCCAUUUCUUUCUCCCUGGAGGCAGCGCCGCCUUACGAGUCGGUGUUGGCUGAGCAGGGACAGCCCCUCCCUCUCAUGCCAUGUGACCUUUAUAAACACCAUUCAGAAAGGGGCAACGAUGAAAACUCCUCACAGCUCCCAGCGAACCAGAUCUCAUAGGACAUUUAAUUGGUUUUCUUCACCUGAGCUCUCAGCGGUCCCCAGUUGACUUAAACAAAAAAACACUUUAAUGUGGGGGGAGCUGGCUGUUCGGAGCAGCUGUGGGCCAAAUAAUGGAAACUAAUGAGAUCUGCACAUCUUUCACACAGUUGAUAAGACACAAAAAUCACUGUGGCUCACAUCACAGCAGAGACUGUCUGUUUCAGGCCACGAAACAAACAAACAAAAAAACCUGAAUGGAAACGCUUUGUUUCUGGGACUUCCUUCAUGAUCAGUUUGGUCAUCGCAGUGAUGCUGUGUUGGACAAAGACUCGUGCUAAAUGGUCUAGUUCAGGAUUUUAUGUUCACAUUAUUAAACAUUGUUUGUGAAAUAGAAUUGAUUCAAAGGUUAUGUGCCAUGGAAGAGUUUAAAGAAGGAAAAAAACAGUGUUACUGAUGUCGGUGUCAUUGUGUAGUUUAGAGAAUAUACAAGCACAUAGUUACCACCCUACAGAUCUUUUUUUUUCCAUUUCUACUAGUAAACUACAGCACAGGCUAAUGUCUUUGUAGGGUACACAAUAAGGCUGAUUUAUAGUCCAUGAGUUAUAAGACAUUGUGUCUUGCUGACGUGGUUGGGUAACAAAAAUUACUUUUUUUUCUCACGCCCUUCACUGAAACCCCGUCUCGCGCAUUAGCCCCAAGCAGAACUUCUGUCUUGCAAGGUAUAGGUCAGGUGUUAUGUGAUUGGUCAGAACGUUGUGUGUGUGUUUAUGCUGAGAAGCAGGUGAAGCAAACCUUAUAAAGACGGUAAAGAACAAGUUUUGUGCAUGGAGGAAACAGCUCUGAGACACAGGCAGCUACGCUAGCCAUGAGGGAUUUACCCCGGAUUUACACUGCUUACACUCCACCGCCACACGGACUCUGCAGUAAAAAUAAACCCUUUAUAGUCAAAGAGGCGUUCACGUCACCUCCGCAGGGCGGCGGUGUGUGCACACGGCCGACCAGCAAAACUCAACCUGAGUCUAUUUUUGCCAGAAGCUGGAGCAAGCGCGAAGUUAAUCUUCAAAUAUCACAUCGCACCAGCAGGAAAAUGAACGAGAACACCUGUGUUUUCAAAAUAAUUCACCAAAGAUGCACUCAAAUUUUUUGAAACCCUAGCUACAUUAAUAAAUAUGGGUAAUUAAUACAUAUAUGCUGUCAAAAUAUCUCAUUAAUGGAYUUUAAUGCACACAUAAACAUGAAUUUUAUUCUGAAAAAAAGACAAAGAGAUGAUAUUUUAACUGCCGUUUCAAGUCCGUCUUCCACAGAAUCAAUUAUUUUGGUGUGACUUCAGCAUGCCAUUUUCAUGGUAGUGUAAACCUGGGGUUACCUGGACUUCUCUCUGUAGUUUCUCUUUCAAAAAUGAAUCAUCCACGAGAAAAAUAACUGUCUACAAUCACGCCAGCGAGCUCUGACAUCUGACGUUUUGUUGAAGUGCUAAACCUUUAGAAGAGCGUGCUGUUUUGUAACUGUCUACGUGCUGGUAGUAUCCUUCCUAAUAGAUGAAAGACCUUGUAAUAAAAUAGUAGUACGUUAUCACUUUGAAGUACUUAGUAACACUUAUCCCAAGUCCCUAUUUUUCUCAUGUAUAUUUAAAUCUUUCAGCACAAAAAGGAUGCUGUUUUAGAAGAUAUUGUUAAUAUUUUUUUGCCGCAUGACUCUGUAAUCACAGGAGAGAGGCUCAGCUUGUUCCAUUUUUGUCACAACUCUUUAUAUCAAGGGCUCUAGUUUUAAUACCAAGCUAAAACUGGACCCCAGUAGCAAAAUGUAGCUGAGAACCUUCCUCCUCGUGCGGUUUGGUUCAUGCAACAGAGACUUUACACAGAAAACUGUAGAUUUUAUCCCAGUGUUCUCUCAGAAUGCUUUUUUUCCUCCUUUAAAAAUUAAUUGCUAUCAAUUCUCUUUUCCACAAUAUAUAUAUAGGGAGUGUUUUGCAGAUUGUUAAAAUGACCAUUUGCUUGGAAAUGUGUACAAACAAAGAGUYGAAGCAUGACAGGAAUAAUAAGCUACAUAGGAAUGUUUAAUAGUGUUCAACUUUGCCAGUUGAAUCAGUUUUAGGAGUGGAAAAAAAAUCCCACUUUAACAGAUUUCUUGUAUUUGUCAGCUGUGAUGUAUUAUUUUCUAAUCAGAAAUAGAGCAGUUGUGAAUGUUUAAGUCUGUUUAAUGUCUUUGUCAUGCAAAAGUGCAAACAUAUGAGAGGAAAUUUGACAGCRCCACAGAAAUGCUUGCAAACAAUAUUUUUCUCAAACUGCUAAAUUGUGGCAACUCUGACUAAUGAAUAUGCAUCAUAUUGAGUAAAACAGAAUCUUAAAAUUCAUGGGUUUAUAUUCCCAACAUGACUGCAACGAAACACCAGAAAUCCACCCAGUUAGCUAAGAUAGAGGUUUAUUAGGCCAAUAAUUAAACUAAAUUUAACUACACACACAAACAUGGUGGACAGCAGCRUGAGGAGUGAAAUCCCCUGUGAGACUUAGCAGGUAAGCCAUUUAUCUGCACCUUCACAGGUGCAGCCAACGAGGACAGUURCGACAACAAAACCUAUGUAACAACGACGACUCCUGCACUGCAGCUGCAAAGCCAGAGGAGCUGUGGAGGAAAAUAACACCUCCCCCUCAGGGGAGUAAUUCUCACAAUGAAGCCUCUAUUUCUGUCCUUUGAGCCUUCRGAUAAUAAAGAAACAUGAGUGAACUAAAGAAAACAAGCAGGCAGCCCAAUAAAGUCGUAGUCAUAUCAGUGCAGAAGAUAAAUCACAACGCUCCAAACCUGAUUACUGAAGUGCUGCAGUCACACACUGCUAAUGUGCUCACACAAACAGCAGCAGAGGACUAAAUAGUCGCACUAAACAUUACAUGUGGAGCACAAUUCACCUAAAAAAAACAUAGCAGGAAAACUCUAAAAAAACUGGAUGCAGCUGUAAAAACAAAACACUGCAGAGGUUAGGAAGGCUUACUUUCUCACCUGGUGACCACAAAAAUGUAGCCAUGAUAGAAACUAUUUCAUGAAGGAAUCCAUAUGGCCCACUGCCUUUUCAGUUCCUUCUGCAGCCUGAAGACUGAAAACAAAAAAUAAGACGGAAAAAGAUCAUUAUCGUUUUAAAAAGAUUCUAAUAAUAUUUCUCUCAAUCUAAAAGACAGAUAGUUUGAAUUCUGAUUACCCACGGCUACAAAAUAGUAAAUGGUCUGAACUUAUACAGCGCUUUAUYAAGCCCAGUCGGACCCUAAAGCGCUUUGAACUACAGUCAUUCACACACUGAUGGUAAGCUACAUUGUAGCCACAGCUGCACUGGUGCACACUGACAGAGGCCACUGGACUGGCCUCUGACCACCAUCAGCAGGCAAGGUGGGUGAAGUGUCCUGCCCAAGGACAUAAGGACAGAUGGUUGGAAUAGGGGAUUGAACCAGCAACCCUCCAGUUAAAGGACCACUCUACCACAGCCACCCCAAAGUUUAAGACUUGAGAAAAUUAUGUGUUUUUAGUCAAAAUGUUUCAGCUAUUUUAGUACAACCUGAACCAAACAUUAGUUCAUUGUUGACCUGAAUAUCUGACACAGUGGUUCAAUAACAAAUGGACUAAAUGCUGUCUAUACUUUAGUUUUUUUCUUCUUACAUAUACAGAUACAGAAGCAGCAGUGUUUGUAUGGAGGUUUGUGUGCGGAGGAGAUAAAACUUAGAGAUUCUGGAGACACUAAGACCUGUAGACACCAUUUUAUCACCAGUUAUUAAAGCAGGAAGUCAUUAUAGACUAAGUUUUAAUAGCAUUAUAUUAAAUGUUUGUUAUUAAAAUAUAGUUUGUCCAGAUUGUGUGUUUUCAGCUUUUGUAUGUUGAUUUAGAAAACAGUCAUUGUGUGAUUUUCUGAUUGAAGGUGUGCCUGUUCACUGAUGUGAUUUGUUAAAUUCAGUAUACAUUUUGAGGAGCAAAUUUUAUUCAGACUUCAAGGGAUUAUUCUUUUUUUAUUUUUAUUUUUUAUUUUUUAGUUUUGGAGCUGAAAUCAAAAUUUAUUUCUGUUAUUUUCUAUUUUUAUUAAUAAUUAUCAGAUAUUCCAAAGAUUUAUAACUGUCUCUUGCAAAUUUUAUAAUUCGUCCACCACCAAUUUCACUUCUGUUCUCAUGUUUUGUUUUGUUGUUUUUUUUUUUACUUAUUUUCAGCAAAUUUCAAAUAAACAAAACAACCAUUUACACCAGAAUGCCUCUUAAUCCACAUUUGCAGGUUUCAAAUAAUAAUAACAAAAGCUAUUUAAUUAACUAUUGUGUUUCUCAUAUGACAUACAAUGUUUAACAAUCCUGCACACACAUGGGAAUAUUGUGUUGGUUUAAACGUCACGUGAUKCAUUCCAAGCAUCCAAUUGCUUAAAACUUAGCCCCGCCUUCACAGUGAAGGCCAAUCACAUUGUACAGUAGAGGGUUAAUUUGUACUUAAUGAACACAGCGAUGAACGUAAUUCAGUUUCAUCGUCAGCCACCAGAGGGCACUGCAGAGCUACAAUUAGUAGAUAUUUGGCUGUUUUACUCACUUUUUCCUAAACAUGACUGAGAUAGCUCGGUGCUCAGUGCCACAGUCUGGUUAUCCUGAGGUUGCAGGUUUGAGCUYUGGGUACAUCAGGUGGGGCAUCUGGUAAAAAAAUAAAUAAAUAAAAAUUACCAAAUCUCACUGGGAUGACCCCUGGAAAAGAAAGCAUCUGAUAUAAUAAAAAACAAUUUACUUAUUCCAAAUUUAUAUUUAAUUUUUCAUCUUUUAACAGUGAAUCAGACUGAUCACCUGGCUCCAUGCUGAGUUCAUAUGAGGRUAGAGUGUAUAGGACAUUUCAAAUGCGUGUCUGUAUUAUUUGUUAGUUUAAACACCCAGACUGGGUGUGACAAAAUUUGUCAGUCAAAUUAAUGUAAUGUUUUUGAAUGCAUCAGUCUGGUGCUUUSCUUUAAUUUGUUGGUGUUUUUGUUGUAAGUAAUUCAAAUGUAAAUGCUGAUGUURACAUCACGCUCCAAUUCAUCCUUCUAUUUUUUCCCAUUCCCCCUGUAAAAUAAUAUCCUGAAAUGUUUUAUUGAAUUGUACAUUAGUUUUUUUUUGUUUGUUUUGUAGAAAAAGUGAAUAAAGCUGAUCUCUUGUUAAA